AUGCUUUUCCGCAAUUUAAUACCCGCGGCCAUUGCGCUGCUGCCCGCAAUUGCCUCGGCAUCGGCCGUCAUCGACCUCACACCCUCCAACUUCGACGAUGUCGUUCUUAAGUCCGGCAAGCCCGCCCUCGUAGAGUUCUUCGCUCCCUGGUGCGGCCACUGCAAGAACCUCGCCCCCGUCUACGAUGAGCUCGCUGGCGUCUUCCAGCACGCCGGAGACAAGGUCAGCGUCGCAAAGGUCGAUGCUGAUGCUCACAAGGCGCUCGGCAAGCGUUUCGGUGUCUCAGGCUUCCCUACCCUCAAGUGGUUCGACGGAAAGAGCGACAAGCCUACGGAUUACAGCGGCGGACGUGACCUCGAGAGCUUGAGCAAGUUCAUCACAGAGAAGAGCUCGGUCAAGCCCAAGGUCAAGGGCAAGCUGCCUAGCCAGGUCGUCUACUUGGACGACAAGACCUUCAAGGAGAAGGUUGGAAAGGACCAGGAUGUGCUCGUUGCCUUUACUGCCCCAUGGUGCGGACACUGCAAGACUCUCGCCCCCGUCUGGGAGACCCUCGCCAACGACUUCGUUACCGAACCCGGUGUCUUGAUUGCCAAGGUCGACGCUGAAGCUGAAAACUCCAAGGCCCUCGCACAGGAGCAAGGCGUGUCAUCCUACCCGACCAUCAAAUACUUCCCCAAGGGCUCCACCGAGCCUCUCCCCUACAACGGCGCCCGCGCCGAGAAGGACUUCAUCGACUUUAUCAACGCCAACGCCGGUACCCACCGUGCGGUUGGUGGUGGUCUUGACGCCACUGGUGGCACCAUUGAGGCCUUCAACACCCUCAUUGAGAAGUUCCAGGGCUCAUGGGCCGGUGGUGCUGAGGAGGCCAAGACCCUCGCCGGUACUCUGCAAGACAAGUAUGCCGAAUACUACGUCAAGGUCUUCAACAAGAUUGGUGCCAACCAGGAGUAUGCUGCGAAGGAGCUCAAGCGUCUGCAGGGACUCAUUGCCAAGGGCAACCUGGCGCCCGAGAAGAUGGAUGACUUGAUGAGCAGGAGCAACAUUCUGAGGAAGUUCAUGGGUGAUGCUGAGGAGGAGAAGUCUGAGUUGUAG
This is a messenger RNA of Alternaria infectoria, 1092 nucleotides long. RefSeq lists its product as uncharacterized. The transcript is spliced from 2 exons. Gene Ontology annotation, cellular component: endoplasmic reticulum. The coding region runs from base 1 to 1092 and encodes 363 amino acids. The record is from RefSeq and is a predicted model, not a curated record. Gene Ontology annotation, molecular function: protein disulfide isomerase activity. Lineage: Eukaryota; Fungi; Ascomycota; Dothideomycetes; Pleosporales; Pleosporaceae. Gene Ontology annotation, biological process: protein folding.